UAUUAAUUUUGAAAUAUAACAUGAAUAAAAAAAAAAAGUUACAUUAGUCGGUAUAAGUUUUACUAUGAGAUUCUACUAAAUAGUUUCAAUUUUCUUUAUACUCAAAAAUCAAUAAUUUAACUUGUGUACCCUCCUGCACAGCUGAGCACUGAAAGAAAAACUUCAUGAUGUUGAGAAAAUAUUUUAAUGGAUCACUGUCGAAUGAUGUGCAUGAAUCAGUCAGAGAUGUUUGGUUGAGAGCAUUAUUGGAUCGUUACAGUGCACCAGAUCGUAGAUGUCACGGUUUGGAUGAUUUGAAUGACUGUUUGCAACAAUUUGAAACUGCCAGAAGCAUAGUAAAAAAUCCUAAUGCAGUAAUUUUAGCUAUAAUAUUUCGAUAUUUUGAAUAUGACCCUAAGUUAGCUGACUGCAGUGAGGACAAUAUAAAUCAUUUUCGAAGGUUCUCUGAAGAAUCAAAACUUAAUACGGAUACAGUUUUGUGUGAAAAUGUUAUUUCAUUAUUAAAAGUUGGUGCAAUUAAUAGUACAGAAGAACAUAAAACUGAAGGAUGUUAUGGAAGUGAGGAUAAACAUUACUUUUUGGAUGUAGACAUGGCCAUCUUAGGUAUGGGACCAGCUGAUUAUGAAAAAUACACAAAUCAUGUUCGAGAAGAAUAUGCUUUCCUAGAUGAAGAAACUUAUAAAGAAUUACGUAUAAAAGUUCUUGAAAGUUUUUUACAAAUUCCUAACAUAUAUGCAACAAAGUUCUACAGAGAUAAAUAUGAAUCAGUGGCUAGGAAUAAUAUCCAAAGAGAAAUUAAUUUCUUAAAAUCUGUAUCCAUGUAAAUAUUUUAUGUGUCUUUAACACAGAUUUCUGUACUGUAAUUUUAAACAUAUAAAACAUGUUUUAAGUUAUGAAUAUACUAGAUGAGCAAUCUAUAAAUACAAGAAUAUAAAAUAAUUGAAGUUUGCUCUUCAUAUUUUUGGGAUAGAUUUUUAGAAACAUUCUCAUCAGUAGCUUAGCCUGGAUUUUUUUUGGUGGGUGGGGGGGAGGUUGCAGCUCCCUCAGCCUCCCUCAUGGCUAUGCUACUGAUUUCCAUAAAUAUUGCAAACUAUUUAUGUAUAUAUUGAUAUACCGAUGAUAUUUAUAUUGUAUCCAUGUAAAUUUGCUAACCAAAAAAAUGGUACAGUAAAAUUAAUUUGAUGACAUGAGUUGCUCAUCUUGUAAAGUAUAGAAGUCUGUGGUAUUUUAUAGGUUGAUUUUAUUUUCAAAUAUAAUAUAUUUUCUUCAUAAAAUUGAAUGUACCAGUCAGGGUGUAUGUUUAAAUUUAUUGUUUUC
Messenger RNA from Rhopalosiphum maidis (corn leaf aphid), 1317 nucleotides. RefSeq lists its product as uncharacterized. The record is from RefSeq and is a predicted model, not a curated record. The transcript has 5 exons. The coding region runs from base 165 to 824 and encodes 219 amino acids. NCBI's taxonomy places the organism in Eukaryota, Metazoa, Arthropoda, Insecta, Hemiptera, Aphididae.